AUGUCUUCCAUCAUCCGCAACCUUCUCGCGCUCAGCGCUGUCGCCUCCGUCGCCGUCGCUCAACAAGUCUCAGGCCCAGCCCCCAAGCUCGACGCUCCCUGCGCCGAUGUUGUCAUCUUCAUGGCCCGCGGUAACAAUGCGCCGUACCAUGACUCACGUACAUUUCCCUUCGUCGAAGCUACCUGCGGCAAACUGAGGGCUGAGGGCAAGACCUGCGACUACAUCGAGGUUGUCUUCCCCUAUGGCGGCGACUACUGCCCACAAAUUGCCGAUGGAGUCCGCAACGGUCAAGCCCAGAUCACGGCUUUCAACAAGAAGUGCCCUUGCACGCACCUUAUCCUCAAUGGCUACUCUCAGGGUGCCUGGAUCAUGGGUGAUAUCCUUGCUGGACCUGGUGGAUGCUCCCAAUUCACCACCGGUCUUGACCCUACCACGGCUCCUGGUAAUGCCAUUGCUGCUGCUCUCCUCUGGGGCGAUGUCCUGCACGAGGCUAACGAGCCAUACAACGUUCUUGACGGCGCUGGUCUACAGAAGAGCGGUCGCCCCGAGCCCUCUCUUUCCCGCCUGAACCGCUACUCAUCCGUCCUGCGCUCUUACUGCGCCAAGGGAGACCCCAUCUGUGCCAACGGCGACGACCUCUCCAAGCACUUGAGCUACUUUGAGCUGUACACCGGCGACGCCUCCACCUGGGCCGUUAACAAGAUCAAUGCCGUCGCCCCUCUCUGUGACGCUCCCACACCUUCGCCCAGCGCUUCUUCUUCUGCCGUCGCCUCGUCUGUUACCAUUGCCGCUGUUGCAUCCUCAAGCGCUGCUGUUUCCUCUGGCUCUGCGGCUGCUUCUUCCGUUGUCGUCGCCUCUGUUGGAUCUUCAAACGCUACUGUUCCUUACCCCUCCCGUGUUCCUGGUUCCUCCACUGGUUCCUCCACUGGUUCCUCCACUGCCGCCGCUCAUCACGCUGCUCCCACGUCUCCAGUUUACGUUGCUCCCUUCACGGCUCCUCAGCCAUGGAACGAUGUGUGCGUUACCAACAUCAAGGUCGAAUAUGUCUACGCUUAA
This is a messenger RNA of Bipolaris maydis ATCC 48331, 1056 nucleotides long. RefSeq names its product carbohydrate esterase. The record is from RefSeq and is a predicted model, not a curated record. Lineage: Eukaryota; Fungi; Ascomycota; Dothideomycetes; Pleosporales; Pleosporaceae. Gene Ontology annotation, molecular function: hydrolase activity.